Molecule: messenger RNA, 621 nt
Organism: Tarenaya hassleriana
Lineage: Eukaryota; Viridiplantae; Streptophyta; Magnoliopsida; Brassicales; Cleomaceae
Exons: 2
Coding region: 1-621 (206 amino acids)
Molecular function (GO): hydrolase activity, hydrolyzing O-glycosyl compounds
Source: RefSeq, a predicted model, not a curated record
AUGCACAGGUACAUGCAACAAGGAGCAGAGGCAAUUCACUCAGUAAACCCUGAUGUUCUUGUAAUCAUGUCCGGUUUAGUCUUUGACACUGACCUUUCCUUUGUCGAAAACCGACCGGUCAACAUAUCGUUUGCCGGAAAACUCGUCUUCGAGCUCCAUUGGUUCAGUUCGUCCCGUGGGAUUUUUUGGGCGGAAAGUAACGCAAACGAUGUAUGCGGAGACUUUUUCGGCGAAGUGAAGAGCCUGGCGAGUUUCCUUCUGGACAAAGGGUUUCCCUUGUUUGUGAGCGAGUUCGGGAUCGAUGAAACAACAGACAGAGUGAAAGAGGAUCGUUACAUCGAUUGCCUGUUGGGUUGGUUGUCUGAAAAUGAUGUAGACUGGUCUAUCUGGACCCUUGCUGGGAGCUAUUACCUGAGAGAAGGAUCUCCGGGAGCUGACGAGCCUUUCGGUGUUCUGUCCCGGGACUGGAUUUACGCGAGGAAUCCUAUAUUGGAGAGAUUACCCUUUGUCCAAUCUGCCUUGAGAGGGCCGGGAUCCCAAACCGAAAACCGGGCUCUGCUUGAUGCGAAACCUACUGGACGAUCUACUGCUCUCAUUAGGGAAUUGCCGAUAUCAAACUGA